CAACACGAAAUCAAUCGAUGACAGCGACGGAUUUUCUCCUAUCGUCGCUGACGACAUUUUGUCAAUAAAUUGUAAAAUUGAAGAGAAUUUAGUAAACUUUUCGUAGUGUUUAGUGUUAAAUAAGCCACAAAGAUGGCAGACAAUGAACAGAAAGCUAUGCAGUUAAUGGCCGAGGCGGAGAAGAAGCUGAGUUCUUCGAAAACUUUCUUUGGAUCACUUUUCGGUGGUUCUUCGAAAGUCGAAGAAGCGGUAGACUGCUACCUCCGGGCAGCGAACCUCUUCAAAAUGGCCAAGAAGUGGGCGCAGGCAGGACAGGCGUUCUGCAGUGCAGCCAACUUGCAUCUGAAGGCUGGGGUCCGUCACGAUGCGGCUACCAACUUCGUCGACGCUUCCAAUUGUUAUAAGAAGUGUGAUCCUAAUGAGGCUGUCUCGUGUCUGCUGAAGGCGAUUGAGAUCUACACCGACAUGGGACGAUUCACCGUAGCUGCUAAACAGCAUCAGAACAUUGCUGAGCUAUAUGAAACCGAGUGCGUAGAUCUCUCCCGCGCCAUGCAGCACUACGAACAGGCGGCUGAUUACUUCCGCGGCGAGGAGUCCACCUCCUCCGCCAACAAGUGCAUGCUCAAGCUCGCCCAGUAUGCCGCCCAGCUCGAGCAUUAUGAUAAGGCUAUACAGAUCUACGAGCAGAUAGCCAAAUCGUCCCUGGACAACAGCCUGCUGAAAUACAGCGCUAAAGAGUACAUGUUCCGCGCGGCGCUGUGUCACCUCUGCGUCGACAUACUGAACGCUCAACACGCCGUCGAGAAGUACUGCGGCCUGUACCCCGCCUUCGCCGACACUAGGGAGUGUAAGCUGAUUAAGGAACUGAUCGAGCAUUUGGAAGAGCAAAACGUGGACGCUUUCACUGAAGCCGUGAAAAACUACGACAGCAUAUCUCGACUGGACCAGUGGUAUACGACCAUGCUCGUUCGUAUCAAGAAACAGAUCAACGACAACCCCGACCUGCGCUGAGUCGCUCGCCUCCCGCCUGCCGCAGCCGUGUGUCUAGCGUGAGUGGCCAGCAUUAUUUAAUUAAAUCCAACCUUUAUGUUAUUAAAAAAAAAAUCUUACAUUUAUUAUUUACAUUGGCAAUUAUGUCUCUUGUUUUCCUUUUUUGAAUUUUAAAUCAGAAUCUUCCAUUUUUGAACUGUCUUUCGAGUCAUGCAUUGUUAUUAGAGUGUUACAUCGCAAUACAUAUGUUAGGAAGGAAUCGACUUUCACAUAAGUGAAGGGGCAAUGCAUGCUUGGCUGUCAGUUUAGCUGCUCUAACAAUAUAACUUAUUUUAAGUUGAUUGUAAUGCAAUUUUCUGUUAAUAUAAUUUAAUAAAACUACUUAAACACAACAAGAUCUACGAGCGUGUCAAAAAUAAAAAAACAACUUGACAUUUACCAUGAAAUGACAUUUAUGACGUUCCAGUCAUGACAGCUGCUGUCAUUUUGACGUUGUCAUGACACAAUUGUCUAUAGGUAAUCUAUAGAGUAUGUAAGAAGACGCGAUUGAUGCUCAAUAAUGCUUGCAUAACGGUGAGCGGCGAAGGGCGAUAUAAUGUUUCCUUUUUUAUCAUAAACUCUGUAGAAUAUUUCAUUAUGCCUAUUUCAUUGUAACAAGUUAGGCAAAUCAAUGUUUGUAUCACAUUGUUUGACAGUAUUUUAGUUUUCUUUGGUAGUAAUUGAUAAAAUGUUGACUGAUAGCGGUAGAGAGAGAUUGAUACUCGGUUAUUUGGUAGGUUUUAGUUUUCAGAGUAUUAAGUGAUGGUUGUUGGUUCACGAAUCCUAUUACUUUUCAUAAUUUAAUUCCUCAUAACAGUGUAUUCUCAACAAUCUGUCAUGCCAAUUUUAGCAGUCAAGACAUGGAAAGCCAAAUCCAUAUUAUUGUUUAAAAUGAUUGAUUCCCAUCACGGGCAUUUAAGUCUGAUUAUGUAUGCCCCAAGUCUUAUUGAUCGCAUUCCGAUUAGUUUAAAUGAAUCUUUGAUUAAAGAAAGAUGUACUAAGUUACCCAAUCGUGUUUGAGUAUUUCAAAUGUCAAAAAAUGUGACACAAACACAUAUUUAGUAUUCAAGAUUUAGUCGGUAUAAUUAGAAUAUAAGUCGGGAGUAAAAUCAUUAUCGAAAAAUGUUUUUUAUCUGUACGUUAAAACUGUAACGUUCCAAUUUACGCAGUGAUUUCGUUUGAGUUGUAUACUCUUUAUUUAUAUUUAUUUUUCUUGUAUUGCGAGGCCGGCGUGGCGUUUAUUGUAUAUAUUAUUGUUUUUAAAUAGCGUAAAAAGGAUUCCCCCGUACAAUUUUGUUUGAUGCAGUGGUAUUGCCAGGUGAAAAAUGUUUUAUGUAUUUUUGUUACUUGCAACCUGUUCAAGAGUAUGGUAUUCUUGAUACUUUUAAGAUGAAUCCUAUCAGAUUAUGCUUUAUGAUUUUUUACCUUGUGUUAUGAAAUAGUGAGAUAUUUCAGUAUCAAUUUUUUUCUAAAUAUACUUUGUUUCAGUAUGUUUAUCCUAAUAUGUAUUAUGGCAUUACCACUAGACAAUUUUGUUUCCCACAAAAGUUAUUUGCAAUGGGGCCUAUUCUCAUUUAGAGUUAAAAAAUAAUAUUUAUAACAUUUUAUUUUGUUGUUGUAAAUAAUGUCUUGUUUCGUUAAUAAAUUUUAUAUUUUUAA
Messenger RNA from Helicoverpa armigera (cotton bollworm), 2688 nucleotides. It is a transcript of the gene alphaSnap, whose product is annotated as alpha Soluble NSF attachment protein. Lineage: Eukaryota; Metazoa; Arthropoda; Insecta; Lepidoptera; Noctuidae. The record is from RefSeq and is a predicted model, not a curated record. Gene Ontology annotation, cellular component: SNARE complex; vacuolar membrane. Bases 133 to 1011 code for a protein of 292 amino acids. Gene Ontology annotation, molecular function: soluble NSF attachment protein activity; syntaxin binding. Gene Ontology annotation, biological process: SNARE complex disassembly; intracellular protein transport. The transcript has 6 exons.